Molecule: messenger RNA, 366 nt
Organism: Danaus chrysippus (African queen)
Lineage: Eukaryota; Metazoa; Arthropoda; Insecta; Lepidoptera; Nymphalidae
Source: the annotation of a GenBank genome assembly
AUGGCACCCCGGUUUGAGAUCGCAGUUGGUCUGCGAAAAGGCCACAAAACUACCAAAAUAUCUGCUGGCAAAAAAGGUAUCACAGACAAAGCCAUCAGAAUCAGACCCGCAAGACUAAAGGGUCUUCAAACAAAGCACUCCAAGUUCGUUCGUGACCUCGUCAGAGAAGUUGUUGGACAUGCUCCUUACGAGAAGAGGGCUAUGGAGUUGCUUAAGGUAUCCAAGGACAAGCGCGCUUUGAAAUUCUUGAAGCGUCGCCUUGGAACACACAUUAGGGCGAAGAGGAAGCGUGAAGAAAUGAGCAACGUGUUGGUACAGAUGAGGAAGGCCGCUGCUCAAGCACACCACGCCACACACGCCCAUUAA